AUGGACAUGGUGACAGAUGAGAACCACAUGGAGGAGAUGGAGAUGGAGACAGAGAAAAACCAAACUAUGGAUAAUGACUUUUCUGCCACACUGUCAGAGGAGACGGACAGACAUCUGACAAUCAGUGAACGGCUUUCCAGCAGCUGCAGGAGAGUCAGAUUGAGAUCUAGACCCAGACUCCAGUCCACAAAAAGCUUCCCCCCUUACAGUCAGUGUAUAGGUGGACUCGGAGAGGACAGGGAGCAGGACAAUGAGCUUGAUUCAGAAUCAAGCGAAGUGAAUAGGGAAGACAGGAGUGAGGUCAUUCAAGGCACGGAAAAGAAACAGGACAUUGAAUUGAUCCCAAGAUGUGCAAGGGAUGAAGUGAAGUUAAAAUGGAGGCUGAGGAGGAGGGAGAGGUUAGGUGGGAGCCAUGAGGUUGAUACAGACGGAUGGGAGAGGGUGAGGUGGAGCGGGAAAAGAAGGGUAGAGGAGACUGUAAGAGAGAAGGAGUGGGAAUAUGAAGAGGGGGGCACGAGCAGUGAGUUGAAACACAGGAGAAAUAGAGACUCCAGUUUGGACAAAGAAAGAAAAGAAGAGGAGGAUACAGAGAGGAAGAGAGUUUUGGCAACAAAGGAAGAUGAGGAGAGCGAGGUGACCCCAGAGGGGAUGGAUGAAGAGGCCGAGGAGCUGAGAGACGGCCCCGCAACACAUCAGUGGUCCUCCCCACAUCCAAUUCUCUCCAAGCUUUUGCACUCCUCCACCUCCUCCUCCAGCUCCUCCAUCAACCUCUCCUCAGCAGAGAGCGAUGAGGUCUUCAGCGAAGGAGAGGAUGUUGGCUCAAAGAGGAGGGCGUUCAGGAAGAGCCGUUCCUGGAAAACCUACCUGACCAUGAUGCACUGGUCACUGGGGCGGCAGAGCUCCUGGGUCCAGCUGGCUGGACAUCAAGGUAACUUCCAGCUGAGUGAGGGAGGGGAGGUGUUGAAACGGUAUAGUGAGGUGGAGGCAAAGUGCCUUGAGUUAUUGAUGAGCGACCCGCUGAGACCCUUUGUCCCACAGUAUCAUGGCUUGGUCACCAGGGGGGAGCACUGCUACAUCCGCCUGGAGGACCUGCUGAGCGGCCUGAGGAGACCUGUCAUCAUGGACUGCAAGAUGGGAGUCAGGACAUACCAGGAGGACGAACUGAUCAAAGCUCGCACUAAGGCCACCCUGAGGAGUGACAUGUACCAGAAGAUGGUGAAAGUAGACCCAUCAGCUCCGUCAGCAGAGGAGCAUGCACAGAGAGGGGUGACCAAGUUUCGAUACCUUCAGUGGAGGGACACAACCAGUUCUACAUCCACGCUGGGCCUCAGGAUAGAGGGCAUCAUGAUGGAGGACGGCAGUGUCCAACGGGACCUCAGGAAAAUCCUGACUCCAGAUCAGGUCACAAAUGCAAUGCUCUACUUCACCAAGAGUCAGCUGGACAUCCUGAAAGCGUACCACACCAGACUCCUGGCCCUGAGAGAUGCUCUGAAGAACUCACCAUUUUUCAAAACCCAUGAGGUCAUUGGCAGCUCGCUUCUCUUUGUGCACGACCACAGCAGCAAGGCCUGCGUGUGGAUGAUAGACUUUGGGAAGACAACCCCAGUGCCUGACAGGAGCGAGCUCCAACACGAUGUCCCGUGGUUCGAGGGGAACAGAGAGGACGGCUACCUCAUCGGUCUGAGGUCUCUGAUCAACUCUCUGGGCGAGGCCAUCAGUGGGGCCUGUGGGCUUCGGGAGGACAGCUGUGGAGAACAAGAGAGUGGUACAUGA
Molecule: messenger RNA, 1773 nt
Organism: Epinephelus moara (kelp grouper)
Lineage: Eukaryota; Metazoa; Chordata; Actinopteri; Perciformes; Serranidae
Product: inositol-trisphosphate 3-kinase B
Exons: 7
Coding region: 1-1773 (590 amino acids)
Biological process (GO): inositol phosphate biosynthetic process
Cellular component (GO): cytoplasm; nucleus
Molecular function (GO): inositol tetrakisphosphate kinase activity; inositol-1,4,5-trisphosphate 3-kinase activity
Source: RefSeq, a predicted model, not a curated record